GGUCACACUGAUCGGCGGCAACGUUUUGUUUGCAAAUUUUUUUUGCAAUAAAAAAAAAAUAAAUGCCAGCUGAAUUAAAGCGCGCGCUAUAAUUAUUUCGAUCCAUUUUCGUUCGGUGUGUGGUGCAAGUCUAUACGAAAAUGUGCUGAAAAUCAUUUAAUUACCAUCAGGCGCUGCUAUUAUCAAACCCCACUCCACUCUGCCGCUCCUCUGGGCGUCUUGGCUCGCGUGUUUUCCGCGUAGAUUAAAAUACUUUAGAUUCCCGAUUUGGUAGUACCCUGGCUGCACGUGCGUCACGCCACCCCAAGACCGACAACAUGCACGAAUUAUUCAAGAGAAUUAUGGAUUACAAAUACCUGAGCCGGUCGCAAAUCAAUGGAUUCGACAACUACAAGUACAGCGCCAUAGACACCUCCCCGCUGAGCCAAUAUGUAAUGCAUCCAUUCUGGAAUUGGCUGGUCAAGUUCUUCCCGCGUUGGUUCGCGCCCAAUUUGAUGACGUUCCUGGGCUUCCUGUUCAGUGCGAUGAAUCUGGUGCUGCUCUCCUACUACGAUUGGAAUUUCGAGGCCAGCUCGGGGGAGGAGAACACCAGCCCGAUACCCUCGUGGGUCUGGCUGUGCACGGGAGUGAACAUCUUUCUCGCCUACACGCUGGACGGCAUCGAUGGCAAGCAGGCGCGACGCAUCGGUCUGUCUGGGCCACUGGGCGAACUCUUUGAUCAUGGCCUGGACUCGUACACAGCUAUGCUGAUACCCACAUGCCUCUACAGUAUAUUCGGUCGGAGCAGGGUCUAUUCGGUGCGACCGAUGCGCAUGUACUAUGUCUGCCUGACGGUCUACUUUAACUUCUUUGUGUCCCACUGGGAGAAGUACAAUACGGGCAUAUUGUAUCUGCCCUGGGGCUACGACCUCAGCAUGUGGGGCAGCACUGCCAUGUACUUGGUCACCUGGUGGUUGGGCUUCGAGCGUUGGAAGUUCGAGCUGUCGCUGGGCUCCUACGGCACCCUGCCGUUGGGCAAUGUCAUGGAGGCCGUACUCCAUGUGAGUGCCAUGGCCAAUCUCCCACUCGUCAUCAUCAACGUCUACAACUCCUAUGCCCAACGCACAGGCCGCCUGUUGUCCCCAUGGGAAGCAAUUCGUCCCAUGUGGCCAUUUGUCUCAUACUUCAUUAUCCUGCUGCUCUGGCCCUACAUCUCGCCCAACAACAUCAUGGAGACGGAUCCGCGAGCCGUAUUCAUGCUCAGCGGCACCAUCUUCUCGAAUGUCAGCUGCCGCUUGAUUGUCUCACAAAUGUCGGUGACGCGCUGCGAGGCCUGGCACUGGCAGACACCCAUGUUUGCCUUCUCCCUGCUGCUGAGCAUGUGGAUACCGCUGCUGGAGAGGCCGCUGCUCUACCUGCUGCUGAUCGCCACCACCCUGACCCAUUGGCACUACGGCGCCAGCGUAGUCAACCAAAUGUGCGAUCACUUCAAUCGCGUCUGCUUCACCGUGAACAAACGGCUGCCGCAAGAGGAAUUCCUGAAACGGAAACUGGAAACGGAGCCAAAGCUGCAGCUGACACCUGAAGAGCCACUCAAGAAGGAGGAUUAGUCGUCGGCUUCCUAUGCGCGUGCUUAUGUCAAUAUUGUUUUGCUCAUUUUGUUUUCGGUCAAGAGUUCUUUUGCAUGUUCUUCUGUCAUUCGUCAUGGAGGCUGUUUAGUUAAAUGAUUUUUAUGAGAUUAUUUGUACUUUUUCAUAGUUAGAAUUUAAUUUUAAAAAUGGGCAUAAUGCCAGUGUAUUAUCCUAAUGGUUGGCGCUUGUUUUUGGCUUUUUAUUCAGCAAUUAUUUGUGCUCUCUGCUGUAAUGCUCUCUUCCAAAAAUCCCACAAUUCACGUAGGGCAGACAGUUUUAGCUUUAAUCCACACAUAACUAGACCUUAUUUGGACUAAUCGCUAAUUGCCCGUCAUAGAUUAAUUAUAUCCACUAGUAAUCCAUGACAAGUGGUCUAAUCGGCUGAUAAGAUUUGACCCAAAACAUAUUUGAUAAGCCAUACAAAUUCCAGUGCAUUAAGUCCACUAAUCAAUACCUUAAAGCAACAACGACCGACCACAGACCGACCAGUAUACAACAUCAUCUAGGUUAGAAAUUUAUAAUUAUUUUAUAUUUCACAUUUACCUACUACUUAAGAUCUAAUUUCAAACAUAAACAAAACGAAAACGAAAA
This is a messenger RNA of Drosophila obscura, 2201 nucleotides long. RefSeq names its product ethanolaminephosphotransferase 1. The transcript is spliced from 5 exons. NCBI's taxonomy places the organism in Eukaryota, Metazoa, Arthropoda, Insecta, Diptera, Drosophilidae. The record is from RefSeq and is a predicted model, not a curated record. Gene Ontology annotation, cellular component: endoplasmic reticulum membrane; Golgi apparatus. Gene Ontology annotation, molecular function: ethanolaminephosphotransferase activity. Bases 318 to 1589 code for a protein of 423 amino acids. Gene Ontology annotation, biological process: phosphatidylethanolamine biosynthetic process.